AUGGAGUCGCUUUUCCACACCUCCUCUGUAUUCUAUCCAAGCCCAACCCUCGUCGGACGACGAGCAAUCGGCGGUGGAAGCAGAAACUCUGCCCUCUCUUUCAACCUCCCCCUUCAUUUCUCUUCCUCGUCUUCUCCUUCUUCCUCCGCUCCUCCGCCGACCCUCAAUUUGAGGAGGAAAUCGACUGCGGCAGUUCGUGCUCGGAAGAAGAAAGACAAGAAAUACGACGAUGACGGCCAUUACUUCGCUCCCAAACAAGAUGAAUCCACCGGACCUUUCCCCGAAGCCGUCCUCCUCCGGCAGAAGCAAGUGCAGGAAGACGGCAGCGUGAUGCCCGAAUUCGCUGACGAUGAAGAAGAAGAGCUAUACGAAUUUCUUAACCUGGAGCUUCAAAGCGAUUUGAAGGUCGACCUCAUGCGGCAUUACGAAGUGGUUUAUCUAAUUCAUGAGAAGCAUGCUGAAGAAGUUGAUACUGUGAACGCGAAGGUUCAAGAUUUCCUGAGGGAGAAGAAGGGAAAGAUAUGGAGAAUGAACGACUGGGGGAUGAGAAGGCUAGCAUACAAGAUUCAGAAAGCCAAGAAUGCGCACUACAUCCUGAUGAACUUCGAGCUGGAAGCCAGAUGGAUCGACGAGUUCAAGACCAUGCUAGACCAAGACGAGAGGGUCAUUCGACACCUCGUGAUCAAGAGAGAUAAAGCCAUCACUGAGGACUGCCCUCCUCCACCCGAGUUCCAUACCCUUCGCGCUGAUAUGGAUGGUGAUGAUGAUGAAGAUGAAGAGUUUGACGAUGACGAGGAGUGGGAUGAAGAUGAUGAAGAAGAAGGUGAGAUGGAGGGUGAUGAAGAGAUGGAAGAUGAUGAUGGAGUUGUGAUUGUGAACAUUGAUGAUGAUGAAGAGAAUGAAAAUGGGAGGGUCCAUUUGACUGGUGUAGGCAACUUGAGGAGAAGGAAUAAGGUGGCUGAUCAAGUGAGAAGGUAG
Linum tenue is the source of this 978-nucleotide messenger RNA. The record is from the annotation of a GenBank genome assembly. NCBI's taxonomy places the organism in Eukaryota, Viridiplantae, Streptophyta, Magnoliopsida, Malpighiales, Linaceae.